Molecule: messenger RNA, 1374 nt
Organism: Synchytrium microbalum
Lineage: Eukaryota; Fungi; Chytridiomycota; Chytridiomycetes; Synchytriales; Synchytriaceae
Exons: 7
Coding region: 1-1374 (457 amino acids)
Biological process (GO): negative regulation of translation; mRNA catabolic process
Cellular component (GO): CCR4-NOT complex
Source: RefSeq, a predicted model, not a curated record
AUGAAUGCCGCUGCAUGGGCUAGCAAUAGCAACAAUGCGCCUCAUAACAAUGGCAAAUCUCCUCCUGCCACAGGAGAUCUCUCAAACAUAAUCACCAGCCGAGACUUGGACUACAUCUACAAUGCACUCUCCAACACCGAUACCCAGAUGGUCUCUGUCGCUGUCGGCCUAUCACGUGUCCUCUCGGUGAAUCAUCACGUAUGCGCUACUGCCCUGGCUGUCUUGCUCAAAGAACGGGUGUUGUUGCCAUCACCUAUAUUGAGGAUCCAAGCUCUCUUCCUUCUAUGGUAUUACUUUCGAACAACACCCGUAUCCCAGCACCCAUUCCUGAAAACAUUCCUGGACUACUCGGAUCAGUCCACGGAUGGAAUGUCCAACAAUCUGGCUAUAUCCUGGUGUGAGAGAUGGGUCGUGCGCUCUAUUCUCUAUGAGGAAUACACUCCUUUGGCAUCAGUAUCAGCACGCUCCCUUAUAGAACGCAUAACACCUUCUGAAGCAGUCAGAGCAUUACUCGAUCCAAAUUAUCCGUCACUGCUUAAAGAGAUGCAGGAGCAAGUAGACAAGGAUGCUCGGAACCUUGCUCCUGGGUUUAUGCUGAUAUCUCCUGAGCCUGGCGCACGCGAACCAGCCCUAGUCGAAGCCCUAACAGCCGCAAAACAAUUAUUCGAAGCCGUAGGCCCCGGCAACCAUUCUCAGCUCCUCGGGUUCCAACCAAAUGUCGAUCCUGGUCCACCACCACCACUGUCAUUCACGAAUCAAGUGAUUUGGAUUGAACCGAAAAUGCCGAUACAUCAGUUAGAAUGGGAUUAUAAUUUAGGGAUUGAUUUGGCCAAGAGGGAUGAAGCGAGAAAGUUGAUCUUGUUGGGGUAUUCCGUGCCGUUGAGUAUUACGCAACUACAGAAAAUUAUGAGACAACUAGAACGGCAUCCGAAACUAGUGUUUGAUUGUGGUCUAUCACCAGACAAGAUACCGGAUUUGGUUGAGAACAAUCCUAAUGUCGCUUCUGAAGUCUUGAUUCGGUUAAUGGGGUCUGCCAAAAUCUCAGAGUAUCUACAAGUACUAGUCAAUGUCAACAUGUCCCUCCGAUCCAUGGAAGUAGUGAAUCGACUGGCCACAUCAUCAUCUGGCGUUCCCCCUGAAUUCAUUCACUUGUAUAUAACCAACUGUAUUCAGAACUGUGAAACUAUUCGAGACAAGUAUAUGCAGAAUCGGCAAGUUAGAUUGGUGUGUGUUUUUUUGCAAUCCCUCAUACGUAAUCGCAUCGUCACGACCAAUGACGAUCUGGUCGAGAUAUCGACAUUUUGUGUACAGUUUUCGAGGAUUCGAGAGGCUGCGGCCUUGUAUAGGCUGUUGAAGAAGGAGGAAGUCAAGUGA